AUGGCAGACAAACUGCGUCAGCAGCAACAACUCGAAGCCCUGCAAGCGCGCUACGUCGGCACCGGCCACGCCGAUACUACCAAAUUCGAAUGGACGUCCAACAUCAUGCGCGACUCGUACGCUUCUUUCGUGGGCCACCCACCGCUGCUGGCCUACAUGAGCUUGGGUUUGGGACAGACGCAGGAGGAGACGAGGGUUAUGCUUAUAGAGAAGAUGGUGCAACCAGUCGGCCCCCCGCCGGAUGAGUUGGUCUACGCAGAUAUCAAAUCCAGCUUCUACGCGGCCUCAUUUUGGGCCGCGCUUCGCUAG
Molecule: messenger RNA, 309 nt
Organism: Verruconis gallopava
Lineage: Eukaryota; Fungi; Ascomycota; Dothideomycetes; Venturiales; Sympoventuriaceae
Exons: 2
Coding region: 1-309 (102 amino acids)
Biological process (GO): mRNA splicing, via spliceosome
Cellular component (GO): U2 snRNP; precatalytic spliceosome
Source: RefSeq, a predicted model, not a curated record